GGCGAAAUGACGUCAGAAGCCUGCGCUCCUGCAUCUGUUGUAAUUCGGUUGGAGAAAGAAAAACUCCUAGUGAAAACUCCUAGAGAUCCACGUCACUUACUAUUAUAAAGAUGGCAUUUAUUAAAGAGGAGAGUGAAGACAUGAAGAUUGAAAAAACAUUCAGUGUGAAACAAGAAGAAACUGAGGAACAAAAAGACUUGAUGGUGCUUAAAGAAGAGAGUCAAGAAUUGAAUGAAGAAGACGAUCAGGAUGAGAAUCAUAAUGAUUUCAUAAUUGGAGAAAAAUCUUCUAGUUGCUCACAGACUGAAAAGACUUUCUCACAAAUAAGAAGUCAGAAUACAGCAACUAGAAGUUAUUUCUCUUGCACUCAAUGUGGAAAGGGUUUCAAUCAACUUGGAAACCUGAAUGUCCAUAUGAGAAUUCACACUGGUGAGAAGCCGUUCACCUGCCAACAUUGUGGAAAAAGUUUCACUGAAAAAGGAAACCUCAAUAAACACAUGAGGAUUCACACCGGAGAGAGCCCGUUCACUUGCCAACAAUGUGGGAAAAGUUUCACUCAAAACAACAGCCUUAAAGCUCACAUGAGAUCUCACAAUGGAGAGAAGCCUUUCGCCUGCCAACAAUGUGGAAAAAGUUUCACUCAAAAAGACAGUCUUAAAGUCCACAUGAGAAUUCACAAUGGGGAGAACCUUUUCACCUGCCAACACUGUGGAAAAUGUUUCAUUCGAAAAGCAUGCCUUCAAAGCCACAUACGAAUUCACACUGGAGAGAAACCUUUCACCUGCCCUCAAUGUGGAAAAAGUUUUAAACAUAGAUCAACAAUUAAUUCCCACAUGAAGAUUCACACUGGAGAGAAGCCGUUCACAUGUGAUCAGUGUGGAAAUAGUUUUAGACAUAAAGUAAACCUUAAUACCCACAUGAGGACUCACUCUAGAGAGGACUGUUUUACAUGCCAUCAGUGUGAAAUGAUUUUCACAGACAGUGAUCACCUUAAGAGCCAUGUAAUAACUCACAUUGGAGAGAAGCCUUUCAUGUGUCAUCACUGUGGAAAGACUUGCUCAAACAAAACAAACCUUAAUGUUCACAUGAGAACCCACACUGGAGAGAAACCUUUCACGUGUCCUCAGUGUGGAAAGAGUUUCACACUUAAAGAAAGCCUUAGGACUCACAUAAGAUCUCACACUGGAGAGAAGCCUUUCACGUGUCUUCAGUGUGGAAAGAGUUUUGCAUAUCGAGUGGACCUGAAACGCCAUUUGCAAACUCAUUCUGAACUAAAACUGCAGGAAAAGGAGCAAUUUCAAACAUCACCUAUGGAGGCCAUUUAAUUGUGGUCUAAUAGAAAGAUUCUUUUGCCAUUAGAGAUACACCUGAAAGGUCAAAUGUGAGACUUUAUUUUUGUUUUAAUUCCCUGGAAAUGUAAAGAGAUUCACACAGACAUAUUUUUCUGCUGACAAUCCAUCAAUAUAUCUGUCUUCAGUGAAAAUGAUAUGUUUGUGAAAUACUGAUUUUGACUUUGGCUAAGCCACGCCCUAGAAUGUAGAUUGACCAAUCACAGUCCAGCUAAGAACCAGCUCCCACAGAGGUCGGACACUUUCACAACGCCUCAUUAACUUUCAAAACAGGCGUCUCAUUUUUUUGGUCUCGGCAGGCUAUUACCGUCGAAGUUUUAUCCAAAAUAUGGUUAAACGUUGUG
This is a messenger RNA of Pimephales promelas (fathead minnow), 1693 nucleotides long. RefSeq lists its product as uncharacterized. Gene Ontology annotation, molecular function: DNA-binding transcription factor activity, RNA polymerase II-specific; RNA polymerase II cis-regulatory region sequence-specific DNA binding. The record is from RefSeq and is a predicted model, not a curated record. Gene Ontology annotation, biological process: regulation of transcription by RNA polymerase II. Lineage: Eukaryota; Metazoa; Chordata; Actinopteri; Cypriniformes; Leuciscidae.